Messenger RNA from Thunnus maccoyii (southern bluefin tuna), 4617 nucleotides. RefSeq lists its product as uncharacterized. Lineage: Eukaryota; Metazoa; Chordata; Actinopteri; Scombriformes; Scombridae. The transcript is spliced from 10 exons. The coding region runs from base 320 to 4018 and encodes 1232 amino acids. Gene Ontology annotation, cellular component: centriole. Gene Ontology annotation, biological process: centriole replication; regulation of cytokinesis; centrosome duplication. The record is from RefSeq and is a predicted model, not a curated record.
AUGUAAACAACGACAGACUCUGAUGGAGAGUUUUUGUUUGAGAGCUUGUUAGACUUUAUCGUAUUGCUGUCUAAUCAGAAGUAACAACACAGAGCUGUUCGACUGUGUUCAGCUCUGCUCUCUAACAUGUUCAAAAUAUUUUAACCUGAACAGUUUGAUAUUAAAUGCUAAGCAGAGCAACGAGAGCUAACGCGUUAGCUCGCUAGCUCGGUAACGUUAGCUAACGUCAGGAAAGACAUCAAGAUAAAGUUAACAUAUUUACGUUGGUAAGCCAUUAAACUAUCUAACGUUACUAACGAUCGUAUGCUGAUGAGACUCGAUGGAGGACUACGACGAGUUUGUGCAGCAUCGUCUCUCUCAGCUGAGGAAAAGUGAUGAGGAGGAGGAACACAAACCUUCAGCUGCAUCUUCUCUCAUCCGCUUCUAUGGACAGCCCAUCCUUCCUCCCCUGCUCUCGAGGGAACAGAGAGAUGAAAUGCAGCGACACAGAGAUGCAGCACAGAAGGCUGCAGUCCACAGAAAGUUUAAGGACGAUCAAAGGAUGGCCUAUGUGCAAACUAUUCUACACAGCGUUCAGCUGAGGAAUACGCCAACAUUGGAAGAGUUGCUUCAAGAAUCGGAGAUUAAUACUAAAUCUUCAUAUUCCCAUAACACCAGUGGUGGGUCAGUGUCGCACAGCAAUUUCUCUACAGGGACAAAGGAUAGUCUGUCGUUCUUGUCACCACCUGCAAGGAAAGGAGAGGAUGGUGUUUCUCUUCCUCCGUUGUCAUCAACUACAUAUAGUGCCUUUUUCACCUCUAAUGUGAAACCCCAGCAAAGUUAUCAGGAAGGAUGCCUUAUUGACCAUCACGACAGCCAACAGCUAUCACAACCAAAUUCACUUAAUGGUGUGAGCCACCGGUCAGUAUCCUCAGGCUAUGUGACCUACGAGAAUGUUGAAAACACCACCAGUGUCUCUGAAAGGAUUUAUGCAGGGAGAGAGAGCCAUGGCUUUGGCUCUGUGGAGGGAGCUGAUGAUAUGGGUGGCUUUUUCCUUCACAACGCCUCUAACACAAUCGCCAAGAUGCCAGAUAUUAUUAGCCACCCUCCCAUAGAUGGAGAAGAAUUGGAGAGGAGUGGACUAGAGUCAUCCAUUUGUAAUGAUUUUAUAGCUGUAAAAGACAUUUGCUGUACCUCACUCCAGGAGGAUUCAGUCAUAUGUGACUCUUUGCCAGGAGAGAAAUCUGAAAACAGUCAUCUGGACAGUAUAGAGAGUGAAGAUGACCUUCCCUCUACCACAGUACUUGACCUUGACAAAUAUGGAAAUUUGGACAGAAUUGAGGUCUCUGUCUCUCCGUUAGACAACAGUGGCUUCUCAGACAAUCCAGAGUUAUCUCAGGCAUUAAACACUCCUCACUGUCCAACAACAGAGCUACAUAUCCAGCACGAGCCAAGAGAAACAGAACCAGCAGACGACAAGUCAGAUGAAGCAGACUUAAAGCCAUGUGAGGAACCUUAUCGUCUGAGCCUCCAGGCCUUGCUGAAGAAAUCUCAGGAGUAUCGGCGGUGCCAGCGGAUGCUUAGGAACCAAGCCAAAAACACUAAAAUUCAGGAGAGAGCACAAGAACAGCCAAGAGUUGAGGAGCAGAGCCUCUCUGAUAAGGAGAAUGACGAGUUCCCCUACAAGGGAACAGUGACUGCAGAGGGGAAGAAAACUAAAGAGAAGAGAGGCACUCUUAUCCCGUCAGUGGAAACUUCACCAAAGAAAUCCCAGGAGAAUGACAGGAUGAUUGGAAGUGAGUUAACUGGGAAAAGGGCAAACUGUAAAUCUGAAAGCACACAUUUAACAGGAGAUGGAAAUACGAAGGAAAUAAGUAAUGUUGAGGAAGAAACAACUUUAAUAAAUAAUAAGCUAAACAUUUCACAAGAGGUCAUAACAGAACCUAAACAAAUCGACGCCUUCCUUCAGAAACAGCCGGUGUUGUCAGAAACCUCCUGGGUUCAGGAAUCCUUUUACUUGACCAGAGAGCAAAGUACUGGACUGGGCAAAUUUUGCACAAUCCCAGCCCCAAAUUUCUGUAGGAGUCCUGUUCACUGCAGGGGGAAAGGGAAUAUCAAAGAUGAAGAGACCUCAAAGGGGAAAGUUCUGCUCAAUACCAGCUUGAAUGAAGACUGCAAGGUUGAAGAAGAAGGUAACCUGGGACUUCAAAACCAUCAGAACACAGCAGUUCAUCAAGUGGUUGAAGGUGAUGUAACAAGUGUUUUUGCCAAGAGUUCACAGCACAUCGAUCAGCUUGAAUCAAACCUGUCCAGUCUGAAAGUGCUGAUCUCAGAUCUGGAGUCCACACUGACAGAAAACUUAGAGAGUCACAGCCAAACUGAGAGCAACCUCUAUAGUGAUGUCUGUUUUGAAGGCAUCAAGCACGCAGAGCAAAUUAAAGAUGAUAAACAUAUGCAGCGCGGUCAAAGUGAUUGUGACUAUUGGGAGGACAAGCUGAGGGAUGAUGGUGGUAGCAGUGAUGCGGAGCAAGACCAAAUGUGCAGGGAGUGGCCGAGAAAUCAAUCAUUCGACAAUUGCAAGAACAUGCACGAAGAUUCAGGACCUGAACCAAGAAUUAGUGACACAGAUGACAUUCCUCUCUUCAUGCACAAAGAAGGAAAAGAGGCAGUUACUUUAACAGAGCUCAGGCUUGUCAAAACCUUGACUACAGAUAGAAAAAUGGAGAAAGUUGCAGGUAAAGAAGGACCAACUAAGAGUUAUGGACAGGAGGGCGUCUAUAGAAAGCAGCAGCCACAAGCUAAAUGUAUCCUCUCUGUGGCCCAGCGGAUGCGCAUUCCUGACGUAUUCCGAAACGCUCCAUCUGAAACCCCGGCUCCACAUAAUGUACCCGUUCUGUCGAAUACCAGUGACCACCCAGUGGAAAGGAAGAAUGAGUUGGCUGUGGAAGGUCACGACACCACCCACUCGCCGUCUCUCAACCAGUCGUACGAUGUGGACACACCAUCUGGGCUGUGGCUCCUCGAUGGGUCCGGCUCUGACUUGGGCUCAAAAGAUCAUCAUAUUCAGGAGAAGAAUCUGACCCCAGAGAGUGGGAGCGAAGGUCAGGGUGGGGUAUCCAAGGUCAAACGGAGGCUGCUCAUGCACAUGACAGAGGAGAGCCUGGACAGGAGCGCAGAUACCAGCGGAGGAGCUGGCUCAGAUGUCAGACCCAACUCCAGAACUCCCAGAGCUGCAGUGCAGUGGUGUAAAGGUCAUGGCAGUCAGAGGGACAAACAGGAGCAACUAAAACAGGCCCACGCUGCUCAGGUCAGAGCCCUGCAAGAAGAGCACAGGAGACAACAGGAGGAACUACUACAGACCUUGGCGGUGCGUUACCGUCUCCUCCAGAGCGUGUCCCUCCCUUGCUCCAUGUCAGGCUCACGUCUUGGGGACACGAUGACCUUUUCUACCUUCUCUCAGCCCUCCAGCUCUCUCCCAGAACGCUGCCGCCCCCUGCUGUUAGCGGCUGUGAAAGGUUUUCUAACUCGCAGGCUGCUGAGGACUGAGAGAGUGGCGCAGCUGGUGCGCACCAUCGGGGACACACAGCAGUUCCUGCAAGCCUUCCAGCAGCAGAGCCCUGGCAGGGGGGGACUCUGUAGCAGACAGGACCUUUUACUGCAGGAGAGAGUCACUCUUCAGCUGCGCGCCGCACGUUACGAGCUCUACGACGUAUUCUUCAGUCUGUCAGCCGGAGAGAGGAUGCAACUGAUCAGCUGGGACAGAGAGCUGGAGAGAGAGAGAGAGCUCAGACGACAGAGCGGGCACACAGGCCAUUCCAGAGGAAAGAGCUCUCUGUCAGUUGCGACGCAAAAAUCGCUGGAGAGGAAGAGAGGAAAGAUGAUCCAGAAAAAGGCAGCAGAGAGACACAGGGGAGUUGUGACGAGGACUGGACUCAAGAAUGGAUCCUCCGCCGAGCAGCCGCUAGAAACCAAACGAGGGCAGUUCAGAGCAAAUCCUCAGAGGGUCCCCAAGAGCACUUACUCCUCUAGACCCCGAUGACACUUUCCUAAUUGGCCCCAGUGAGGACUCCUAAUAAGGCCUCUAGCGAUUACAUGAAUAUUGUAUAACAUAACAUUUGAGUUUCCAAAUCCAAAUUUGACACAAAGUUAUGCCUGUUGCCGACUAAUAUAUCACUGUAUCGUAGUUCUCCAAGCAGGUGUAAUACAAUAGUGACUACAGGUGACCCUGUGGACACAAGAUUUUACAGAGUAGUUUUACAUUCAAUGACUCAGAGGUGAAGAUACAUCACUACAGCCACUACCACUGUCAGUAACAGUUUCUUUACCAGGUCUGCUUUCCGUCUUUUCCACCAUCCCCAGUGUACUCAUGUUGAAGAUGUUAGUGGCAAAAACGUUGAGCUGGGGGAAAAGAACCAGUUCGGCAUCCUUUUGGCUGCACCUUUAAAGCUUUUGCACUGUACAUGAAAGACUUAAAUCACAGCGGAAAUGAUCAGGAAAAGCUCAGGUGUAAUGAAGAACACUAAUGAUGGCUCUGUUCAGUUCCCAGCCUCGGGGUCUCAAGAUAGAUAAACGUAGGAAAGCAGCAAAAACUUCAUUUAAGCAACACAAAAUUAUAGGGUUGUCUUUUUUAAAUCUUCA